Messenger RNA from Lobosporangium transversale, 563 nucleotides. RefSeq names its product Prefoldin-domain-containing protein. Gene Ontology annotation, cellular component: cytoplasm; prefoldin complex. Gene Ontology annotation, biological process: protein folding; regulation of DNA-templated transcription. Bases 51 to 527 code for a protein of 158 amino acids. The transcript is spliced from 4 exons. NCBI's taxonomy places the organism in Eukaryota, Fungi, Mortierellomycota, Mortierellomycetes, Mortierellales, Mortierellaceae. The record is from RefSeq and is a predicted model, not a curated record.
AUCAAUUCCAUCAAUUCUUUGCAGGCAUCAAACAAACCCCAACUCUCAAGAUGGCACAACAGCAAAGGAUUGAACUGCAGGAUUUGGAUCUGAAUCAACUCGUGGAAGUCAAGAAACAAUUGGAAGAUGAACUUUCUCACUUGACAAGCUCCUUUGGACAAUUGAAGCAAGCUCAGAAUAGGUUUGCGGAUUGUAUUGACAGCUGCAAGUCUAUCAACGAUGCCAAUAAAGACAAGGCGAUCCUUGUUCCUCUCACAAGUUCGCUCUAUGUUCCUGGAAAGCUUGCUAACGUCGAGAAGGUUAUUGUGGACAUUGGAACUGGAUAUUAUGUUGAGAAGUCCACUGAGGAUGCGAUCAAGUUCUAUACAACCAAAGUGGAUUUCGUAAAAGAGAACUUGGAUAAGAUUCAGACGACAGUUUCCCAAAAGCAAGGAAACUUGCGUUCACUCGUGGAUGUCAUGCAGUAUAAGCUACAGUUGCAGCAACAGGAACAAAAGGCAGCAGCAACAACAGCAGUCAAGGCAUAGGAUGUAGAAAAUAAUAGUUAUAAUAAUAAAAAGGGA